AGCAUAAGCCAAGUACCAAGUGGCAGAGGAGACAUAGCACUUGUCUCAAGCAAUUGCCAUUAUUGAGCUUAUAAAUAGGCUUUCAAUUUCUACGGAUGAAACACCAAGAAAAGCUAAUAAUUAGGAAGUUGGACGCCUCCGUGGAUAAAAUAGUACAUGACUUUGAGGCUGGGUGGGAGCCUGAAAUGGAGGGAUAUUCGAGGAAGUUAGUGGAGUUUUGCUGCUCCAAGAUCCUCAUUGAUAUGUGUAGUGAAUUAGAAGAGACGAUCAGCGAUGGUUCUUUUAUCCGUUUCACAUUUGAUAUGAUGCUGGCAUGGGAAAUGCCUACUUCAGAAGAAGAAGAGAUACAUAAAGAGUCGUUGGCGAAAGAAAAAGAAGACAAAAAAGUGGUCUCUGUGAUGCCUCAGGAACAAGAUGACAUCCCUUUGUUCUACUCAGAUAUCUUGCCGUUCCUUGUUAGCCAUAAACCAAGUGCUGGAGAGGAUGCUUUCUUGUGGCUGUCGACAAUUGUACAUUUAGUAGCUGAUGUUGUUAAUGGAAGAUUCACUUUCGAGACUCUGACAGCGCCUACAGAAAAUCGAUUGCAUUUUCCGGCUUAUAACUUAUUUUUGAAGGAGAUCAUAAAGUGCAUAAAGCAUUUGCAAAAGCAAGCAACUCCAACUGGUGUGGACAUGGCAGAUGACGAGGUUAUACUACAUGUGGAAGGAACUGCAAGUUCACAAAGAGUAGUGCGCCAUAUUGGAGGGACAAGUUGGCCUGGUAGGCUGACACUAACAAACUAUGCACUUUACUUUGAGGAAUCCGGAGUCAUCUCUUAUAAAGAUGCUAUUAAGCUCAGUCUUUCAGAAGACUUCGAGCAGAGUGUCAAACCUGCUGCUACAGGUCCAUGGGGUGCUCAGCUCUUUGACAAGGCCAUAGUUUAUGAAUCUUCUGAAUUGGAAGAAUCGGUUGUCCUGGAGUUCCCAGAAAUGACAAGCUCAACAAGGCGAGACCACUGGCUUGCUCUAAUAAAGGAGGUUAUAUUGUUGCAUCGGUUUUUACGUAAGUUUAAGGUUGAUUCACCUUCAGGAUCACAGGAGAUGCACGCGAGAACAAUACUAGGAAUUAUAAGACUUCAUGCAGCUAGAGAAAUGCUUAGGAUCUCGCCACCAAUUCCCAAGAAUUUCUUGAUCUUUGAUUUACUUGAUGAGUUGCCGAAGGGAGAUUAUGUGCUUGAAGAGCUUGCAGAGAGUCUGAAGAAAGUUGACAUUGGACACAGAUGUAGUGCUAGCUCAAUCUUGAGAAGCCUGAAUAUCUCCCUCUUACCGGUUCCAAGUGAAGCGGCAAAAGAAAUCGACGACAACAGCCGCCUUCCAGUCCAAAAUGAAAGCGUCUCAUCGUUGGAGAGUGCUAUUGAUCAAGCAAGAGAGGAAGCAAAGGAAAUUGAAAAGGCCAAAGCUACUGUUGAGGAGCUGAAAGGGGAAGGAAUGGGGAACAGUGUCCAGGUUCUUAUGGGUCUUCUCAAACCGUUCGGGAGGUUAGUGCCUUAUCUUCAAGAGGUAUUUUCAUGGGAAAGACCAUUAUGCAGUGGUAUUUUUAUGCUGACAGCGCUUCUAGUUAUUUACACAGAGUGUGUUGGCAAAGCAAUAUCAGCUCUCUUAUUGGGGACAGUUGCUACAAUGAUAUGGGCAAGGCAAAGAGGGAUAAUAGACAAGGCAAAUAAAAUAGUUAUCUACACUGGAUCUGAUCAGACGACGAUAGAAAGUAUAGUGUCAGCACAACACGGACUAAGAAAUGUCUAUGACUUGGUUCAGAGCAUGAACAUAAUACUACUGAAAAUCUGGUCCAUAUUGGUUUCAAAGGCUCCAAAGAUGACCUGGAUCCUUUACUA
Nicotiana attenuata is the source of this 1870-nucleotide messenger RNA. RefSeq lists its product as uncharacterized. The annotation marks the transcript as partial. The record is from RefSeq and is a predicted model, not a curated record. The transcript has 10 exons. NCBI's taxonomy places the organism in Eukaryota, Viridiplantae, Streptophyta, Magnoliopsida, Solanales, Solanaceae.